This is a messenger RNA of Globicephala melas (long-finned pilot whale), 4087 nucleotides long. It is a transcript of the gene CUL4A, whose product is annotated as cullin 4A. Gene Ontology annotation, biological process: ubiquitin-dependent protein catabolic process; protein ubiquitination; DNA damage response. The record is from RefSeq and is a predicted model, not a curated record. Lineage: Eukaryota; Metazoa; Chordata; Mammalia; Artiodactyla; Delphinidae. Gene Ontology annotation, molecular function: ubiquitin protein ligase binding. Gene Ontology annotation, cellular component: Cul4A-RING E3 ubiquitin ligase complex.
UCCGCGCACGUUGGUUCCGGAGGCAGCGUGUGCGCGGGAGUGCGAGCCCCGUGCCGGUAUGGCGGCGCGCCCGGGCUGAGGAAGGUCGGGGGCUGCGCUGCGACUCCCUGCCUCCCACACGAGGCCGCCUAGUCGGCGCCCCGGUGCCCGGGCCUUUCGGGCCCUCGGCUGUUGCGGGUUCCACACGGACCGCGGCGGACGCGGACUGCGGCGCCCGCGAGCUCGGGGCUGGGUCGGGUCGGGGUCUGGAGUGCUCCUGAGGCCUGAGGCACCGGCUCUGGUCGGGCCGAGUCGGGCGACGGUUGGGCUGGGCCGGGUGGGGCUGAGGGAGCGCAGCGGAGGGAGGACGAGGCCGGGCGGCGGAGACCGAGGCCGAGGCCGAGGCGGAGGCCGGGCGGGCGGCGGGCGGGGCGCUGCGGCCGCGGCCAUGGCCGACGAGACCCCUCGGAAGGGCAGCUUCUCGGCGCUUGUCGGACACACCAACGGCCUCACCAAGCCCGCGUCUCUCGCCGCGGCCGCCGUCACCUCCAAGCCCGGAGCCGCCGGCGGCUCCAAGAAGCUCGUGAUCAAGAAUUUCCGAGACAGACCUAAAUUGCCUGACAACUACACUCAGGACACCUGGCAGAAACUUCAUGAAGCAGUGAGAGCCAUACAGAGUAGCACGUCCAUCAGAUAUAACCUGGAAGAGCUCUACCAGGCUGUUGAAAACCUUUGUUCUCACAAAGUUUCCCCAGUGCUCUACCAGCAGCUGCGCCAGGUCUGUGAAGGCCACGUCCAAGCACAAAUCCUUCAGUUUAGAGAAGACUCGCUAGAUAGUGUUUUAUUUUUAAAGAAGAUUAACACAUGCUGGCAGGAUCACUGCAGACAAAUGAUCAUGAUCAGAAGCAUCUUCCUGUUUCUGGAUCGUACUUACGUGCUUCAGAAUUCCAUGCUUCCUUCCAUCUGGGAUAUGGGAUUAGAACUAUUCAGAAACCAUAUUAUUAGUGAUAAAAUGGUUCAGACAAAGACCAUCGACGGCAUCCUGCUGCUGAUCAAGCGGGAGCGGAGCGGGGAGGCCGUGGACCGCAGCCUGCUGCGGGGCCUGCUGGGCAUGCUGUCCGACCUCCAGGUGUAUAAAGAUUCAUUUGAACUGAAAUUUUUGGAAGAAACUAAUUGUUUAUAUGCUGCAGAAGGCCAAAGGUUAAUGCAAGAAAGAGAGGUUCCGGAGUACCUGAACCAUGUGAGUAAGCGCCUGGGGGAGGAGGGUGACCGCGUGAUCACGUAUCUAGACCACAGCACACAGAAACCACUGAUUGCCUGUGUGGAGAAGCAGCUGUUAGGAGAACAUUUAACAGCGAUUCUGCAGAAAGGGCUGGACCACCUGUUGGAUGAGAACAGAGUGCCUGACCUCACUCAGAUGUACCAGCUGUUCAGCCGCGUGCGGGGCGGCCAGCAGGCGCUGCUGCAGCACUGGAGCGAGUAUAUCAAGACUUUUGGGACAACAAUUGUUAUCAAUCCUGAAAAAGAUAAAGAUAUGGUGCAGGACCUGCUGGAUUUCAAGGACCGAGUAGACCACGUGAUAGAAGUGUGCUUCCAGAGGAACGAGAAGUUCAUCAACCUGAUGAAGGAGUCCUUCGAAUCGUUCAUCAACAAGAGGCCAAACAAACCUGCAGAGCUGAUCGCAAAGCACGUUGAUUCAAAAUUGAGAGCAGGUAAUAAGGAAGCAACGGACGAGGAGCUGGAGAGGAUCCUGGACAAGAUCAUGAUCCUAUUCCGGUUCAUUCACGGUAAAGAUGUCUUUGAGGCAUUUUAUAAGAAAGAUUUAGCAAAAAGACUCCUCGUUGGAAAAAGUGCCUCCGUUGAUGCUGAAAAGUCUAUGCUGUCAAAGCUGAAGCACGAGUGUGGGGCUGCUUUCACCAGCAAGCUGGAAGGCAUGUUCAAGGACAUGGAGCUCUCUAAGGACAUCAUGGUUCAUUUCAAGCAGUAUAUGCAGAAUCAAAGUGACCCAGGCUCUAUAGACCUGACAGUGAACAUACUUACGAUGGGAUACUGGCCGACAUACACCCCCAUGGAAGUACAUCUAACUCCAGAGAUGAUUAAACUUCAGGAAGUAUUCAAGACGUUUUAUCUUGGAAAGCACAGCGGUCGAAAGCUUCAGUGGCAAACUACACUGGGUCACGCCGUGUUGAAAGCAGAGUUUAAAGAGGGGAAGAAGGAGCUGCAGGUGUCGCUGCUCCAGACGCUGGUGCUCCUCAUGUUCAACGAAGGCGACGGAUUCAGCUUUGAGGACAUAAAGAUGGCCACCGGGAUAGAGGGCAGCGAGCUGCGGAGGACGUUGCAGUCCCUGGCCUGCGGGAGGGCGCGCGUGCUGAUCAAAAGUCCCAGAGGGAGGGAGGUCGAAGAUGGAGACAGAUUCGUCUUCAAUGGAGAGUUCAAGCACAAGUUGUUUCGGAUCAAGAUCAAUCAGAUCCAGAUGAAGGAAACCGUUGAAGAGCAGGCCAGCACCACAGAGCGCGUGUUCCAGGACCGGCAGUACCAGAUCGACGCCGCCAUCGUCAGGAUAAUGAAGAUGAGAAAGACGCUGGGCCACAACCUGCUCGUUUCCGAAUUGUAUAAUCAGCUGAAGUUUCCCGUCAAGCCUGGAGAUUUGAAAAAGAGAAUCGAAUCUCUCAUAGACAGAGACUACAUGGAGAGAGACCAGGACAGUCCCAACCAGUACCGCUACGUGGCCUGAGGCUCGUGGCGGCUCCUCCCAUGAGACACUAGAAUGUAUCUUUAGGGCAGAAACACUUCUGUGCUGUUUCCAGGACUUUCUGGUACUCAGCAGCAUGGCUGCUUUGGGACUAGCAGGAAAGGGGGUCCUUGGCUCCUCCUUCACAGGCUCAAGGAUUUGCAGGUGGCUUGUGUACCUUCCCUCCAGUUCUUCCUCCUGUUCUGUUAGGCGUUUGGAUGGUUCCGUGGCUCUGCAGAGUGACUCUGAGGUCAGACAAGCAGAUCCUGGUUUCUUAAAAGAGGCUCCUUUGUAAGCUGUGUUCUCGUGGCAGAAGCUCAUGUUCGGUGUGUGUGUGUGAGACCCUCCGUGCUGCCCUUCUGUAGCUGCAGGGACACAAGCUCUUAGACCCAAAACAAGAACCCUUACUGGUGAACAUUAGGAAGAAACAGUCACUGUUAAAGCUGGCUGGUCGAUUAUGCAGCCUGGAUAGUAGCAUCUGUUCCAGGUCUUUCAACAAGGGUUAACCUCUGAGGAGUGGCUUUCAGGAUGGGGCUCCUUGGCGAGACCUCUGACGCACCAGGAGGACACCACGUCCGACGUGUGUGAUGCCGCGAGCCCGUCAGCGCCUUCACUUUUACUUCCACUGCGUCCCUUGUGGAUUUUCUGUUUGAGGGUUUAGAGGGGGGCAGUGUGUGUGUGUUUGCCGUUCUAAGAUUGAGUCUAGCAGCCCCGUUCUCUGCAUUGGGGAACUGCUGUUUGAUUUUUUCUAAUUGCAGUGUUUGUACGAUUGCGACAAUAAAGUUUGGUUUUGUUUUCACGGCCCUGGGCAGGGUGGCUGUCCUCUGCUGUAACCACUGUAAACGUUUCGGAGGAGACUUGACGUUGUGAGCAGGGGUGACCUCGGCGGCACCUGCUUGCAUUGCUGUGUGCGCGCAGCCGAGGCUGCGCGGCGGACGGUGACGUUCGUGUGGCACCUACAACAGACACUUCGCCGAGAGCAUUUGAAAGCGCUUGUAUUUUACACAUAGCAGGCUACAUUUUGAUUCAAAGCUACCAAAGGAAUUUUGAUCAUGGUGUAAGUGUUGAAAGCAAUAUUUUCUGGAAUAUACCAAGUUUAUAUAAUUUGAUUUUUGUGCUAAAUUAUUAAAAGAUUCUCCCUUUUUGAAACAUGCGUGUUUAAAAUAUGACAUCUUAUGGGUUUCCAUAUGAAAAUCCUCACUCUUUAAGUAUCAUCCUUAUUUCUAUAUUUGUAAAGUUUCAUUUGUGAGUUCAGUAACAGGUGGUUGGUAAGAGACCAGAUAGAUUCUACUUCUUAGACUUUAAGUUCAUUAUCUCUUGAUUGUUGACAUUGUAACUGAAUGUAGACUUACCCUGAAUAAAAUUAGUUUAAUUGGC